CUUCGUGAACCGUGACGCGCACAUCCUCCGACUCAUCUACGACCUCGUGUGACGAGUCGACGACUACGAACGUCGGGGACAUUCCGAAGGCGCACGCCAGCUUUCUCAGCGUGUCCAACAUGUUGCGGCUGCUAAGCCUCUGGCUUAUGAGCCUCGCCAUCCUGCCAGCAUUCGCAAUUCACGCCUCGGAAGCUGGUGUCGUGGACUGGUACAAACCACUCAUCGGCGAUGCCCUUACUGGAAACCCGAAUCUGUCACCAGUAUUUCAUCGCAUUACCGAAGAUAACGGAAAAACGAGGAGUCUAGUCCUUACGGCGACGAGCAGCAAUGUUCUGAGCGGGUUGCAUCCCGAGAAUGGGUCGAUAGCGUGGAGGUAUCUAUUUGAGGAUGGAAACCGUGUGUUAGCGUUCAAGAAACACAAGAAUUGGGUUGCUGCUGUCUCCGGAGUUGGAGGAGCUACUGUUCGCGUUCUUGACGUUUCCACCGGACACCUUUUACAUGAGCGACAUCUACACAAGCCUGAAGCUGGACGGUUACUCGAGCCUGACAGCACCGGCGUUGCGCUCGCUUUCGACUCUGGCUCGCACGUGUACGCGUUGACGAACGGCCAUACUGUGCGGAAGAUUGAAGUAUCGACAGGAAAGAUCAUCUGGGGUUGGACUGCCCCAGACCAGACGUCGCUGAACGUCUACUCCACCGUGCUUCCAACGUCGUCGGCGAUAUACCUCAUUGGCCUUGCGAAAUCGUUCGCCUCAUACACUCUCCACAUUACCUCUCUGUCUCCCGUGGAUGGUUCACUACUCAGCAGCGUUGAUGUACCUUCCAGUAUUGAGCACGGGCCGGCGAGUCUAUUCGUUCUUAGCAAACCCGUAGGCGAAUCGGAGCAUGCUCGAAUUCUCUGGCUCGAAAGCAACCAGAUCAGGUCAGUGAAACUGAUGUCUGGGCUUAACGAGACGCCUACCGCUAUCAAGGCUGCAACGUAUCGAGAGCUUGUGGAUCUUGGUCUAGGUGAUCACGGGCUACUCGUUGCCGUCAAGGACGACGGCUCAGGACAAGUCAUCAAGCUAAAUGACGAGGGCACUGGAUUGAAAAUCAUAUGGGAGUUCGCGGACUCGGCUGAUUCGACGCAGCACACCGCUUCGAUGUAUACGGGCGGUCUUGAUAAGGCUGGACAUCCAUAUAUCGGUCGGGUAUUCUGGUCUCGCUACUAUAAAAAAGCUUCUGCUCAUAUUCUAGCGCCCCACUUGGCGGAAGGCAAAGGUCUGGUCACCGGCUACACGCUUCCCUUCGAGACCGCAGUACACGGUAUCAUUGGAAACGUAGCGAUCGACGCGGUCAACCUUGAAGAGUUCCGUGUUCUCGCCCGCGUGGUCAUCACGACUACCACAGGCGCGAUCCAACUAUGGCAGCAAGAUCAGUUGCAAUGGACUCGUGAAGAGGGCCUGGCAGAUAUCAGAGUCGCGGAAUUCGUCGAACUUCCUGAGCGCAAGCUCGCUGAGACGGGUCUUGGCGAAGGGCACGAGACCUUCACAGGACGUGUUCGGCGCCAGAUUUCCGAGGCUCGCGAUUUUCCACACUACGCUUUGCAUUUCGCAAAGCGAUUCGUCACCGGGUCGUACGAUUCGGUGUCGAGCUCUGCGAUGCCAACUACGAGUGACGUUGCGUCGUUGUCAAGGGAUACGUUCGGCUUCAGGAAGAUUUUGGUUGCAGCAACCGCGCGAGGCAAGGUUUAUGGUAUCGAUUCUGCAAACGGAGAGAUUCUCUGGAGUAGGGUCUUCGGCCUUGGUUGGGCAGCAGAGGUCGGUGGACACGUUCUUCCGCUCAAGAUUUAUACGACUAGAACCGUUAUGGAUGAGGAGACACCUCAGGUUGUCAUCGUCACGCAAAGGAAAGCCAACAACGGCCUUCUUGACACAGUGCUCUUCCAUAUCGACGCUCUGACGGGCGAAGACUCUACGGGCAAGUCGCGCUCGAGUGAUGUUCUACAGGGCAUCGAUAUCAUUGCUGGUGCCUUAGUUGAAGCCUAUCUUGUUCGCGAUGAGGCUACAAAGUUUGUCCUUCUUUUUGACGAAUUCUUGCAAGCGCACGUGUACCCUGAUACUGCAGAAAAUACAGCAUCGUUCGCCAAGCUUAUUCCGUCCCUCCACUUUGCUCUGCGUACUGGCCAAGUAGGCUCUUUACGUCUGACUGGGCACCGGUUCGGCCUCCAGAAAGAGUUCACUGGCAAGUACAUCGCACAUCCGACCUGGACGGCAUCGCUUGCCGAGGGUGAAGACAUCCAGGCCAUCAUUGCACGCCCUCACGAACCUGUUGCGUCCCUGGGCAAGGUGCUUGGAAACCGCACGACAAUGUACAAAUACCUCAAUCCGAAUGUUGUUGCAGUCGUCACAUCGUCUUUGAAAGCACCGACGCCCAGCUGUGCUAUCUAUCUCAUGGAUGUUGUCAAAGGCUCAAUUAUCUACCACUCUGUUCUCCCGGCGGUGAGCGGUGCAUGCGAUGUCAAAGCAGCGUUUACCGAUAACUGGCUGGUGUACCAUUAUUACGACGAGGACUUUGGCGUGGACCAGGCGAAGAGUUACCGGGUGGUGUCUGUUGAGUUUUAUGAAGGCACUGGUAUCGAUGAUAAGAUCAGCAGCUCGGACUUGUCUUCGCACUCGAACGCCUCUACUUCUGUACAUGUUCUCGAACAAACAUACGUCUUUCCUCGCGGUAUAUCCACCAUGGCGACAACUAUGACCAAGUUCGGCAUCACGUCGAAGGACCUCAUUGUUGCUGGUGAGAAUGGCAUCAUCCAAUCGUUCCCUCGGCGCUUCUUCGACCCAAGACGCCCGAAGCGCAAACCGACGAACGAAGAGCUGGAAGAAUGGCUCAUCCAGUACGAUCCAGUCAUUCCCGACGAUCCAAAACGCGUGCUAUCGCAUACCUACCAGGUCGCGAACGUCCGCGCCAUCAUCACAUCGCCCGCACUUCUCGAGUCGACGUCGCUAGUCUUUGCGCACGGUCUCGAUCUGUUCUCCACGCGCGUUACGCCGUCGAAUACGUUCGAUGUCUUGAGCGAAAACUUCAACAAAGCGCAGCUCGUGCUCACUAUCUCGGGCCUUGCUCUCGCGAUCCUUAUAACGAAGCCGAUGGUGAGGAAUAAGAGGCUGCGGGAGCGCUGGUAUAAUUAGACGGAUUGCGGCUGCUGUGUAUGCUAAAUACGAAGAUGCGUAUGUUAUAAUACUUGCCUCUGAACGUUGACUAGCUUCAGCUUCACAUACAACAAUUCUCGAAGUGUGGAUAGUAAGACUAUGUAUGUAUACAAUAACAGUGUCAGCUACAGCUCAUCGUGCUCUACAGAAGAGUGUACAUCAGCCUCGACAACGACGUCGGUUGGGGAAGGGAACAAGUCUUCUGCCUCCUCCACAGGCAUGGCAUGUAUCGCAUCGAGUAUAGACUUCCCUGGUACAUCAGUCGAAACAGGGUCCAUUGGCGGCAUCGGGUCGCCGGUCGGAUCAAGAUUAUCCACAGAUGGUGUGCUGGCAACGGCUGUCGCAAGUAGUGUCGAUGUCGCGGUGAUGGUGGAUGCAACAACUGUAGCAACUUCUGCGACGGACGAGCUCGCACUUAUGCAACCCUUCUCCAUGGUGUCCGCGAUCUUUUCCGCUACUUGGCUUCUCGAGGAUGAGGGGAUGAAGCGUGUCCACCAGAAGACCAGUCGAAUACUGCGGUCGACCAAACGCUGCUUUAGGAUGAAGAGUACGACCAAAAUGAAGAAUAUCAGGGCAGCAAUAAUUAGCAUGCGGUCCAGCCAGUCGGAUUUCUCGAGCGCGGUAACGAGGUGCUUUGAGGUGACAAGCAGACUAUCCAGGACAUCAUGGGUAGCUGAAGCAGAUUUCAAUGAGGCGGUAGACUGGUCUAAGAGAGUUAAAACU
This is a messenger RNA of Phanerochaete carnosa HHB-10118-sp, 3914 nucleotides long. RefSeq lists its product as uncharacterized. The record is from RefSeq and is a predicted model, not a curated record. The transcript has 12 exons. Gene Ontology annotation, cellular component: EMC complex. Gene Ontology annotation, molecular function: protein binding. The coding region runs from base 120 to 3170 and encodes 1016 amino acids. Gene Ontology annotation, biological process: protein folding in endoplasmic reticulum. Lineage: Eukaryota; Fungi; Basidiomycota; Agaricomycetes; Polyporales; Phanerochaetaceae.